UUUCGCCAGCUUUGCCAGUGCGCAUGCGCCUCACACCACACGUGUGGCAAACGUUUGGACUCGUUGCAUGCGACGGAGCUUAGAGAGUUGGUAUCGCUGUAAAAUACAUCACAGGAGAUCGCAUUUUGCAUCGUAUCGUUAAUCUUUCAGAAGCCAGUCGAAUUAAAAUAGUCCUCCGUGAAGCAUUUCGCCGAGAGGGCCGGAAUAGCACAAAAACACCAUGACUGAAGCACAAGUCAACCCAAAGGCCUACCCGCUGGCCGAUGCCACGCUGACCAAAACUAUCCUGGAUCUGGUGCAGCAAGCCUCAAACUAUAAGCAACUGAGGAAGGGAGCCAACGAAGCCACUAAAACCCUGAACAGAGGCAUCGCUGAGUUUAUCGUGAUGGCUGCUGAUGCGGAACCACUGGAGAUCAUCCUCCACCUGCCGCUGCUCUGCGAGGACAAGAACGUCCCCUACGUGUUCGUCCGCUCCAAGCAGGCCUUGGGCCGGGCCUGUGGGGUGUCGCGCCCCGUUAUCGCUACCUCAGUCACUAUAAAAGAGGGGUCUCAGCUCAAGCCACAGAUCCAGUCUGUUCAGAUGGCCAUUGAGAGACUGCUUGUGUGAUUUUUCUUUCACUGACAAAAACUCCUUGAGGGGAAAAAAAAAAC
This is a messenger RNA of Pundamilia nyererei, 651 nucleotides long. RefSeq names its product small nuclear ribonucleoprotein 13. Lineage: Eukaryota; Metazoa; Chordata; Actinopteri; Cichliformes; Cichlidae. The transcript has 3 exons. The record is from RefSeq and is a predicted model, not a curated record. Gene Ontology annotation, molecular function: RNA binding. Gene Ontology annotation, biological process: ribosome biogenesis. Gene Ontology annotation, cellular component: nucleolus; ribonucleoprotein complex. The coding region runs from base 221 to 607 and encodes 128 amino acids.